UGCCCUUUAUUUUACAAGUCUUCGCUAGGUACACGUUGGGCUCGACCGAAUUUACUGUGCUUUGCUCAAUAACUAUUCUAUUGUAUUUAAUAAUUAACUUUUAAUGUGGACAUGCCCUUGUUGUGCAUAGAACAGUGAAGUGUCAAGUGACGAAAGUGAAAGCGAAUUCAAACUGAUAACAUCGUCGAAAAACAAGAUUUUACAAUGUACUGGUUUGCGGUGGUUCUAAUCGCAAUACCAUGCGCCCAAGCACAGUUGACAGCUCAGUCGAGCCUGGCACCAGAUCUGAGGGAAUGCUACACAGUACCCCAACUAGUAGACAGAAACAAUCUACCGCCAGCCACAAUGCCCGUACUCAUCGAUAUCAUCCGCAAGAUAGAGGACAACCCUAACGUCAAUGUCGAUUUAAGACAACUAGCUGUUCUCCUACUUCAUACGUACAGACAAGAUGGUAUCGAAUUCCAUCAGCCCGAAGUGAACUUAGGCGCGGCAUCAACAAUUCUUCCUUUCGCACCCACCUUCCAUUCAUUUUACAGACAUAGGUUACUACUGACUAGAAUUAUUCCCGGGAACUUGCAAACGCUUAGCAACACUACAGUUAACUCCGAAUUAAAGUGCGCUCUACACCACAUGCUCUCUACAACCGUUGACGCUCGCCUGCGAGGCAAUGAGAACAGCUGCAAUCAGUUGUCGCAGUACCGCGCUCUGCGGACUGCAAGGGACGUCACCCUCGUCGAAGAUGACGUAGAAAUUAUUGAUUUAGCAACAUUAAAAGCGGCAAACAAAAAUGGUCACAUGAGACAUCACAAUCCAAAAGAUGAUGUUGAGUACGCAGGCAUUGGUGAUGCGAAGUCCGAACGUCAAGUGUUGGGACAGAGUACCUGUCCGAUACUCGGUGGAGUGGUGAAUACUCGCUGGGGAGCAGUUUCCGCAGGACAUCUCAUAGCGGGCAUAGCGGCUGGAGCCGAACUGCAACAAGUGCCAGUUCUUGAACUGGCUAAAAGCAGUUUCCUCAAUUAUAACAAUGUGCAACAGAGUGUCACCUCUAUCUAUCCAGCUACGCUAUCAGGUGAUUUAGCGGAAGCGGUGCUAAUCCAAGGAACAGAAAGAGGCAAUCCAUCAAUAUCUAUCGGUACUGCAGGAAAUUGGAACAGUUCGCAAGCGACUAGGUUCUACAUGCUACAUAGCCGUAUCAAUGUCGAGAUGACAGACCCAGAGAUACGGGGAGAUAUUGACGGAUUCGUCCUCGGAACGAUUCUAUCCUCAGUACUAAGCGCUUCAAAUACACUUAAGUUGUCGCAGUUAUUGGAUAUGUAUUAUACUCCAAGGAAUGGAGUGUACAACUCCAACCUCCGUGCGUGCAACCGUCAGGCACUAAGUCAGCAGUACAUUACGGCGACCAACUUGGCAUCGGAGACCUACACGUUUGCCGCGGCGCUUGACACCAACAUCCCACUUAGAGGCACAAUCACUGGCGGCAUGGAAGAUCUCGUUAACAGCGCCAUCACUAACUUCCAGACAUACGCUUCAAACAACUUAAACGACCUGAAUUGCGUCACGACGGAAGCGACCUCAGUAGAUUAUCGCUUCAAGACCAAUUUGUACGUAGUACUAGACGCCAUGUGGCAAUUCCAAGCUGUCUACCCCGCGAUAUCCUACCUCAUAGACAACAUCGAAGUCAGCAAAUACGGCUCCAGUAUAACUCUACUGAGCGCUUUCGACGGCAGCGUCAUCGUCAACAAAACCUUCUCAAUAUCUGAUUUUCAUACCAACUACACUUUAUUAAGGCAUCAAAGUUUACCCACAGGAGUGAAUAUGGAAACAUCUUUGACAAAUAUACGCAUAAUGAUGCACAGUGAAUUAGAAAAUGAGAGAACAGCAAACUACGUAGGAGGAAACUCGUCAGUUCUACUGUUCCUACUGAGCAGUGGAAAUAUACAAAUCACACAAAAUGCAUUGGAUCAAGCAAGAAUUCUUAAUGAAACGGUUCCUGAUCUAAGGAUUCUUUUUGCAACUGCAACGAAUCAAUUUGAUAAUUUGUGGAGUAUGGUACGGGAUGUGCAUAAUGAUAUCAAAACUGUGUCUUUGAAUACUGAAGGAACUAAUGUUGAAAUCACCAUGAACCCAGUACUCGACAGGAUUGCUCAAGUUGGCAGAAGGAUUAUAAAUCCCACUUGCGGCUCAACAUAUCCCUCAGACUCGACUUCAGGUACUAGACAAUUCGAAGAUUUCGUUGAACCCGGAUACAUCAACUAUUAUGCUAUAAGCCCUAAUUAUUUCUAUCAGAAUAAUGGCAACAGAAGAGUCCGCAUUUCACGCAGCGGCGUUGGAACGGGAAGCUUGAUUGUUUGCUUUUCUCGGUCCACAGCACAACCCAGACAAAAUGCUACCUUAUCCGGUCUAGAUGAAGGUGCAGUCACCUGUCAAACUUUAGCUACAACAGGAAAUGUAGAAAUAGGUCUUCAGAACCCCUGCGAAGGAUAUUGGACAAUUAAUUCUUGCCCAUUCUAUUAUAUUUCCAUUCAAUCAUCAGUCGCGGCUUCAACGUCGCUGAGCGCCGUCUGUACGGAAAACGCCUGCAGAUUUCCUUACAGCAUGAGAUACCAGGUCCAAAUUGAGGAGUUCGGCUGCUUCAGCAGUGCAGGCUCCCUGGGAGUUAGUGUUGGGUUAUUGCUUUCAGCAAUAUUGUACAGCUUAUUUAGUACCCACUAGUUUAUUAAUGUAUUUACUAAGAAUAGUUGUUACACCAUGUAACACGAAUAAAUCUUAGUCUUCGUUUAGUGUGACAAUACGCAUUUACUUUUCAUUUUUUAUAUAUAAUUUUAGUUAUGUGAUAAAUUCUAUACCACCUAAAAUUAUUUCUGACAUGUAAAUUAGAAGGAUAAGAACAUUAUACAGUAUGAAUCAAACUAUUGGCGUCAAUGUUAUUUCAAACUUUGUAUACACAUUCAUCAAAUAAUACAAUGUGAUACAAGAACAAAAUUACGCUUCCUCUGCGUUUACCUUGAACUUACAAUUGCACUAUGCAACCAAAGCCAACUGGUUAAUUUUCCACUGGAUUCAAGAAUUUUAAAACGAUAUAAAAUAAGAAAAAUAUAAUAUAUUUGCAUUCGUAAGUUAAAUAUAUUUAGGAACAGGGUGAGCAACUUUUGUUAAUUAAAAAUAAGUAAUUUAAAUUGUAGGUAUAUUUAGUGUUUUUGUUGUGAUCGAAGAAUA
This is a messenger RNA of Papilio xuthus (Asian swallowtail), 3216 nucleotides long. RefSeq lists its product as uncharacterized. Lineage: Eukaryota; Metazoa; Arthropoda; Insecta; Lepidoptera; Papilionidae. The transcript is spliced from 13 exons. Bases 205 to 2712 code for a protein of 835 amino acids. The record is from RefSeq and is a predicted model, not a curated record.